AUGAAGUUACACGAUUUUCUCAUCUUCUCGCUUCUCUCAUUCUCCCUCUCUUCGGCAAAACUAUGUUCCAUGCCCUAUAACUCCUCCCCCUUGAUCGACGACGCACCAGGCAUCACGACAGCUGUUAAUCUUUGUGGCCCGAACUCUACAAUUCUUUUCCAACCAAACGUCACGUAUAAUCUACUCACUCCCCUCAGUUUCAAAAACCUUACGAGUGUAAAGUUUUCGUUCGAGGGCAAUAUCAGUUUGAGUGAGAAUGUGACGGCGGUACAGCUGGUGGUCAACAAUACUCGUACUUAUCCCGGAAGAUGGAUUACGCUUAAGGGGACAAACGUCACUUUUGAGGGCAGUGAGGAGGAGAGUGGUGGUUGGUUUUUGGCGCAUGGGGAGAAAUGGUGGAGUAGUCCGUGGGACUCGGUGCAAGGAGGACGGCCGCAUUGGUUCGGGUUUACGGUUACUGAUCUUGUGAUUCGCAAUCUUAAGAUUCUUAAUCCUGUGGCGUGGGUGUUUUCGAUAGGGGGAAGUAAUGUCGAGAUGAGGAAUAUCUUCAUUGAUGCUAGGAGUAAUGAUGGAUUUCCCUUUAACACUGAUGGAAUUGACCUCUCUGCAUCUAACGUCUUAAUUGACGGGUUCGAAAUUCACAAUGGCACAGGCGGUAAUUACACGUUUGAAAAUGCGUAUAUUUAUGACAGUUUGAUGGCAGCGAGAUUCAAGGGGGCGAUAGGUAAAACUUGUAAUGUAAGUAAUGUGACGUGGAGAAAUAUCGAGGUGAAGAAUGUUAGCUACCCAAUCCAUUUUAUUGAGGAUUAUUAUGAUCAGGAAAAGGGUAUUCCGAGCGGGACGGAUACUAGUCUUGCGGCUUAUGCGAAGGGGUUUACAUGGGAGGGAAUUAAUGGGACUGUGGCGGCAGUGGUUGGGGAUGCGAGUUGUGUGAGUGACCCGUGUUGGUAUGCUACUACCAAUGAAUCGCCAAAGAAUGGGCUGUAUCUACUUUGUCAUGAUAGCGCACACUGCGAGGACUUCCACUUCGAGGGCAUUGAUUUGACUACUGCAAAUGGGACUACGGCGGGAGAAGUAUGUACGGGGUUGGAAGGUGUGGAGGGCAUGGGGGUUACUUGUGUGAAUGGAACGAUUACAGCGAACUGA
Molecule: messenger RNA, 1146 nt
Organism: Botrytis sinoallii
Lineage: Eukaryota; Fungi; Ascomycota; Leotiomycetes; Helotiales; Sclerotiniaceae
Exons: 6
Coding region: 1-1146 (381 amino acids)
Biological process (GO): pectin catabolic process
Cellular component (GO): extracellular region
Molecular function (GO): polygalacturonase activity
Source: RefSeq, a predicted model, not a curated record